AUGAGGAGGGAGAACCAGAGCAGCGUGUCCCACUUCCUCCUCCUGGGGCUCCCCAUCCCACCAGAGCAGCAGGGCGUGUUCUUCGCCCUGUUCCUGGGCAUGUACCUGACCACGGUGCUGGGCAACCUGCUCAUCCUCCUGCUCAUCAGGCUGGACUCUCGCCUCCACACCCCCAUGUAUUUCUUCCUCAGCCACCUGGCCCUCGCUGACGUCUCCUUCUCAUCUGUCACCGUCCCAAAGAUGCUGAUGAACAUGCACACUCAGGACCAAUCCAUCCCCAAAGCCGAGUGCAUUUCACGGACUUAUUUUUUCAUAUUCUUUGCUGAUUUAGACAGUUUCCUGAUCAUUUCAAUGGCCUAUGACAGGUAUGUGGCCAUCUGUCACCCUCUCCACUACACCACCAUCAUGAGGGAGGAGCUGUGUGUAUCUCUGUUGGCUGGAUCCCGGCUCCUGUCUUGUGCCAGUGCCCUGUCCCACACCCUCCUCCUGGCUCGCCUGUCCUUCUGUGCUGACAACAUCAUCCCCCACUUCUUCUGUGACCUUGCUGCCCUGCUGAAGCUCUCCUGCUCAGACACCUCUCUCAAUGAUAUUUUCAUCUUCACCAUUGGAGGAUUGAUCAUUACCCUGUCAUUUACUGGUAUUCUAAUCUCUUAUGGCCGCAGUGGGGCCACCAUCCUGAGGUUUCCAUCAGUCAAGGGGAUCUGCAAAGCCCUGUCCACCUGUGGCUCCCAUCUCUCUGUGGUAUUUUUAUUCUAUGGGACAAUUAUGAUAUUGUAUUUUUUCCCACCAUCAAGCACCUCCAAUGACAAAGACAUGAUUGCUUCAGUGAUGUAUACAGUGGUCACCUCCAUGCUGAACCCCUUUAUAUACAGCCUGGGAAACAGAGACAUGAAAGGGACCAAGGGGAAACUUCUCAGAAGGGAGAUCUAUUUCUCCAAGUGA
Messenger RNA from Hippopotamus amphibius kiboko, 942 nucleotides. RefSeq names its product olfactory receptor 1J2-like. Gene Ontology annotation, molecular function: G protein-coupled receptor activity; olfactory receptor activity. The transcript has a single exon. The record is from RefSeq and is a predicted model, not a curated record. Gene Ontology annotation, biological process: G protein-coupled receptor signaling pathway. Bases 1 to 942 code for a protein of 313 amino acids. Gene Ontology annotation, cellular component: membrane. NCBI's taxonomy places the organism in Eukaryota, Metazoa, Chordata, Mammalia, Artiodactyla, Hippopotamidae.